UACAAUUCUCGAUUUCUUUACCAAUCAAUGAAUUGGUGUGAACUCAAAUAUUUGCAUCGUAAUCCAUGGGAGAAGUAUCUUGUUUAACAUGGGAGAAAAUAUAUAUUUUCGACUUUUAGUGCAAUUCUAUCAAUUAUUCACGCAGAUCCAUUAAAAAAAAUUAUUCACGUAGAUUUACUUAUUGAAUUUAGCUUAACAAUUAUCUGUCAGCAGAGUAUUUAGCUACUAACUGGUCUUUUUUCCUUGGUAAAUCGGAUGGAAGAAAGUGGAGUUGGUGUUCAUACCAUCGCCGGCGGUGGGCCACAUAACGGCGCUGGCGGAACUGGCCCGGCAGCUAGCCACCAGAGACCCCAACCUCUCCAUCACCAUCCUCAUCAUGCACCUCCCCCACGGCGACGCCAACUACGCCAGCCACACCAAAUCCCUCGCCGCCGCCGCGCUCUCCGACCGGGUCAAGUUCGUCGACCUCCCUCCCAACGACGCCGCCGUCGACUCCACCGUGAAAGACGUCGUCAAAUUCUUCAUGGACUCAUACAAAUCCCACGUCCGCGAUGCCGUCGCCAAGCUCGUCCAGGCCUCCCCUCUCGUCUCCGGGCUCCUCGUGGACAUGUUCUGCACUACAUUCAUCGACGUCGCCGACGAAUUCGGCCUCCCCAGCUACAUCUUCUACACCUCCGGCGCCGGAUGCCUCAAUCUAACCCUCCAUCUCCAGAAUCUCCGGGACAACCACAACACUCCCGUCACCGAUUUCAACAACCCAGAAGCCAAUUGGUCAAUCGAAGGCUUCAAUAACUCGAUUCCGGGCAAAGUCCUCCCUCGUCCUGUUCUCAACCCAUUCCUCUGCGACGGAUUUUUGGAUUUCGUCAAACGGUACCGAGACGCAAAGGGAAUUUUAAUCAACACGUUUCCAGAUCUGGAAAACACCACAAUCGAGCACCUAUCGAAGGGAGAAACCCCUCCGGUCUACCCGGUCGGACCAAUUUUAGAGCUGAAGCGGGAAGACGCUACCGGAGAAGGAAGAGGCAGCGAGAUCUUGACCUGGCUCAACGAACAACCGCCUUCCUCUGUUCUCUUCCUCUGCUUCGGAAGCAACGGUUGCUUCAACGAAACCCAAGUGAAGGAAAUCGCCACCGCCCUCGAAAAUUCCGGGUUCAGAUUCCUCUGGUCCUUGCGCCGCCCACCUCCGAGAGGCGUGGUCUCGUUCCCCCUGGACUACGAGAACCCGGCCGAGAUCCUGCCGGAAGGGUUUCUGGAGAGGACGGCCGGAGUGGGGAAAAUCAUCGGGUGGGCGCCGCAGGCUGCGAUUCUGGCCCACCCGGCGGUGGGUGGGUUCGUGUCGCACUGCGGUUGGAACUCGAUUCUGGAGAGCUUGUGGUUCGGGGUGCCGAUCGCGGCGUGGCCGAUCGACGGGGAGCAGCAGCUGAACGCGUUUCAGAUGGUGGUGGAGUGGGGGUUGGGGGUGGAUGUGAAGAUGGAGUACAGCAAGGAGUUCGGAAUGGCGGAGGAGGAUGCUAUUGUGGUGGGGAGCGAGGAGAUCGAGAAGGGGAUUAAGGGUUUGAUGGCGGAAGGGAGCGAGGCGAGAGAGAAGGUGAAGAAGUUGAGCGAUCGGAGCAGGGAUGCGCUGGCGGAAGGUGGGUCGGCCGAGGUCGCUUUGAAUCGGUUCAUCGCCGAUGUGAUUAAGAAUUUGAGUUAAAUUAAUUUUAGUGAUUUCUGUUGAGAAUAUGUUAAAAGUAAUUUGUGGGUUUGUGUUUCUAAUUAUGUAUGACUACUCUUCGUAUAUUAACGAGAGUGAGUUUGUUCUAUGGUUAAUUAUUUUUGGGUCUUGUGAUUAAUGUUGAUGAGAUUGUAUGCACAAUAAAGGGGUGGUUAUCAU
Molecule: messenger RNA, 1873 nt
Organism: Linum trigynum
Lineage: Eukaryota; Viridiplantae; Streptophyta; Magnoliopsida; Malpighiales; Linaceae
Source: the annotation of a GenBank genome assembly